AUGCCCGUGACUCGCACCCAAUUGGCGGCCCAGUCUGCCGGCGGUGUAGGCUCAUCACGGCAGCAUCAUUCCGUCGCCGAUCCUGAACCCUCGUCCUCGACCCUGUCCUCAUCUGCAUCGUCAUCGUCCUCCUCCUCGCGCUCCUCAGGCCGGGCAACGCGGGCGCGGGCGCAGCGGCAGGUGCAGCAGCAACAACAGCAGCAAGUACAAGUCCAACAGCAAAAAACUCAGCAAGUGACAUCCCACCAUCAGCAGCAACAGCGAUCGCAGCCUCCUCGAAACGAUGGCAGCCUGUCUCCCAGCUCAGCCGCAGAGCUGUCCCCUGGCCCAGCGACACUGCUCCCGUCGGCGACAGGAGUGACAUCGGCGUCGCUGGCAGACUCCUCGCCCUCUGGUCUAGACCUCCAAGCCAAUCAAAAGGGCCCUAAUUCUCACGCAAAAGACCCGAUCGGUCUGCUUCCUUCGAACGACGCCGGUCAGGACUCCCUCAGUCACCAUCAUCAUCAUCACGGCCACCAGGGAGCUUCAUCUUCGAGCCACCAGCAGCCCCCUAAUUCAUUUGCUCACUUUUCUUCCGCCGGUCUCCUCGAUUUCUCUCCGGAUGGCUUUGGUGCUGCCGCUGCCGCUGCGGCGUCGGCCGCAAACGCCUCAACAUCAAGCCAGAACGACUCGCAGCUCGGCUUGGAGUCUUUCAAGGCGAGCGACUUGGGCCCCAACGACAUUCAAUCCCACCCAGCCUGGUCAGGAUUCAUGACUGACAUCUACCUGCAUGGCCACAGUCACUUUGGUGGAGCCUCUCAGAGUCAUCAUGUGCCAACGCAAAGCCCCUCCGCCAGCCAAUUAUCACCGUCGCAUGUCAACGACUUUCACUCCCUCGACGGCUCUUCUUCGCAGCAAAGGACGGCGUCGUCGUCUGCCGCGCACAUGGCGCAGCACCGCGAGGGUCACUACAUCCAAGGGGUCCAUACGAUGCAGCACGCAAGCAAUGCCUUGCCGGGUGCAGCUCAGGGGACACGAGCGCAGAUGCUUUCAGCUUCUGAAGGCGUCGACAUGUCGAGAGACUCGUCGUCGGGCAACGACAACGACACCCAGCGACGAGUCGCCAUGAAUGAGGCACACCAAGGCAUCUGCACGCCCCAGCACAGCGACAACCGACCCUUGUCAGGCUCUCAGCCCAGCCCCAUGGGCCACGGCGAAGGAGCACUGGGCCUUGCAAACGCACACUGCAGCAGUAACAGUGGCGAUGGCGGUGUGAAUGGCGGCACUGGCAAGGCUGACUUCAAUGCACAAUGGAACAUGAACCGGCCGCGUCAGCAGCAGCAACAACAGCAGCAGCAGCCGCAGAAACAAGAGACUCAGUCUGCGCCAAUGGCAUUGGACAGAUACCCUCAGGCUCCCACGACUGAGCUCUCACCGACGCCGCUGUACCGUCCGGGUCUCAACAUGAGUCACAGCAGCGGUGAUGGCAGCCCUGGAGCGAGUGGCCCAAUGGUCGUACGGGGAAACGAGCAAUCGAUGCGAGCUUUUCACCGGCAAGCUCGAAGCUUGGGCCAAGUGGGCGCCACCAUGACGACAUCGAGCAACGGUCUGCUUCACCUGGGAGGUCCCUUGACAUCCAUCAAUUCUUCUCUUUCAGACCGUUUUGGAAUGAUGGACAACGUGUCGAGCAGCAAAGGUGACUCGCAAAGCUCAGCCCAGCUGCAGCAUGAGAGUCCUAGCCAACACCACCAAGGCGCUUUGGCCGCUCAAGGCGAUUUCUCGCCCGACAUUUCUAUGACGGCCCGAUCCAUGUCGCCAUCUGACAGCAGCAUUGCCUCGACGGCUCCUUCAAACGUCUUCGCUCGCUCUCGUCAUUCGCUUCGAUCUCCCCGCACGUCAGACUCUACCACCAAUCGCACAAUUGGCGACUCCUCCUUUGAUACAUCGAUCGAUAGCGCCACGUCUUCCGCCUUGGCCGCGACGACGACAUCGAACUCGACAUCAGUCAGCCGGGCUUCUUCAACAUCGGACGAGCUAACGUCUCAGUCCAUGUCCUGGACCUCUUCCUCGCAGCUGACGUCGGCCAGCCAGCACAAACGGACGUCUUCGAGCGUUAGCUCUCGUUCAGCUGCCACAAAGUCUGUCCGAGGCAAGUCACGACUGCGGAACAUUGAUCGCAAACGCAUCUGUCAGUAUGCCAUGGAGCACCCAGAGCUCAAGCAGGAGGAGCUGGCCAAGCACUUUGGUAUCGAGAGAAGCACGGUGUCCAAGACGCUCAAGAACAAAGAGAGCUGGAUGACCAUCCCAGAGGAAGGUUCCGGCGCGCUCAUUGUCAAGCACCGUACGGGCAAAUUUCCCGAGAUUGAGUCAGAACUGGCCGCCUGGGCGAUUGAAGAGACUAAGCGUGGCAAUAUCCUCCUCGAUUACACCAUCAAGAAUCGAGCGCUGGAGAUUGCAAGGCUAAAUGGACUCGGUAUUGGCGAAUUCAAGGCGUCUGUCGGCUGGAUUGACAAGUUCAGGGACCGCAACAAGAUCCCAAAGACGGUGGCAGACCUGAACAACAUGAGCAGCCACUUUGAGAACUUGCCACAUCUGAUGCCGCAUGCGAGGACCGACUCUAGGUCAGGAGAUCUGGCGGCCAUGCAGUCUCAGCAGCAGCAGCAGCAGCAGCAGCAGCAACAUCGACAAGACUUGGAGAGGGGAGGCUUUGCGUUGGACGACAUGACGAGUAUGGUGCUACGGCAGGACUCCUUGCAGCAGCCACAUGGCCAGACGACCGCAAUGCAGACCACCAUGGGUUCAGAGGCGUCCGAUGAAGUUCACCAGAUGCCCAUCUUUUCCUCUUCGCCUGGCGUCUCGCGGUCUCGGCCUGGCUCCAAAGGUGCAAUGUCCAGGACUAGGUCGACAAGCGACAUUGUGCAUAAUCAUUCUCGUGCUAUGAGUGAUGCGUCGAGCCACGAAGCUAGCAGCCACUCUCAAGCAACUCCAAAAGCUUCCAAACGCCAUUACGACUCAAUCCUUGGCGGACAACAGCAGCAGCAGCAGCAUCAAGACCAUCAGAUGCAGCAGCCACAACAUCCAAUGACAACGCCGGCUUUUCGUAAUGCAAGUGACAAGCUUCAAGCCGUUUUGGAGCAGUCGCCAGGCCUGCGACAACUUAUUCAGGAUCCGAGUGCUUCUUCAAUUGCAGCUUCGUCUUCUGCGCCGCACGGAUGGAUUGAUGGCAACGAAGACAAUCCUGAUUCGUCCUUCUCCACCUCCAAGCGCCGCCGUGGCGACGGGAAGAGCUCCGAGCUGCAAGGAGCAGCGAUCAGGCGGACGAGGAGUGAGGAGCAGAAUCAUGCUCAUCAUGAUUCUUUGACUUCUUCGUCGGUCGAUCCUAAUGUUGCUGCGGCGGCUAUGGCAGCAGCGCACGAAGUUCGGCGGAGCGACGUGCGACGAUCUCAAAGAACGUUGCGUGCCUCACCGAGGCAAGGUCCAGCACGAGAGCAAGGCGUCAGCGACCCGCCUUCGAUGCUCGUCGAUUCGACAGCGGAGAUGCGCCAGAACUCGCCCCUUUCGCGCCCCGCGCCGUCUUUCCACAGCAGCCCACGGCGCAGUGGCUAUGGGGGAGGCGCCAUGAGCGGAAUAUUUGGUCGCCAUCGCGAACGCACCUCGUCUUCGUCGAAUGCGGCUUCUCCCGGUGCUCACGCCCAGGGCGGUGACGAUGGAUGUGCAGAGGAACGUGUCAUCAGUCUCGAUGAAGCGAGGGACAGCCUCGAUUGCGUGUUGAGCUUCCUCGCAAGCUCUGACGCUGUCUUGAGCCCAUCCGACUACUUUAUGCUCGGUAACCUCCAGGGUAUGCUCAACUCCCUCGCUAACGACCGCGGCUCGAAUAGCAACAGCAACAUCAACAGGGCGAGGCUUGAACAGAUGGUGACGGGUAGUCUCUCGUCCAUCGAUCGACGGGCCGACUUCCAGCGAUCUCCAUAA
Molecule: messenger RNA, 3951 nt
Organism: Acaromyces ingoldii
Lineage: Eukaryota; Fungi; Basidiomycota; Exobasidiomycetes; Exobasidiales; Cryptobasidiaceae
Exons: 2
Coding region: 1-3951 (1316 amino acids)
Source: RefSeq, a predicted model, not a curated record